Molecule: messenger RNA, 1347 nt
Organism: Effrenium voratum
Lineage: Eukaryota; Dinophyceae; Suessiales; Symbiodiniaceae
Source: the annotation of a GenBank genome assembly
AGGGUGGAGACCAUUUUGGGCUCAAGGAGCUCAAGCUCAUCCAGCGAUUCACCGGGUCGGACUUUCGAACUAGGCCAUGAGGAAGGUGAAAUAUGAUGUUGAGAUGAAGAAGAUGUGCAAGCAGGCCAUCUCGGGCUCCAAGAAUGUGGAGGAUCAUAUCUUGGAGGCGUUCCAGUCAUGGGACAAGGAUAAGAACGGCUUCAUUUCCAAGGAUGAGCUGGCGCUGGUCUUAAGCUCCCUGGCUUGUCCCACCGAGCCAGCCGAUUUGGAGGCGAUGCUGACGGAGGCGGAUUUAAAUUGCGAUGGCCUAGUCAACUACGAGGAGAUGGUCCAUUGGCUCUGCCGAGCGCCUCAUCUAGAGCAGUACUUCCUGCUGUCUCUGGACAUCUUCAAGCGCAACUUCCAAGACAUCGAUGCCGAGGUUUUGAACAUGCAGCGAGAAAUGCAACAGCUGCAGAAAGAGUUCGCUGAAAGCGACGAAGACCAGUACGAGGCAGCUGGCAUGACAAAAUGUCUUGGGGUCAUGCGGAAGCUGUUGCACAAGAUGGAUGAAGUGCAAAAAUCCACGCAGAAACGGAUCGAUGAUGAGCUGACGCCGGUGAUCAAGCGAAGCUUCAACUACCAUGACAAGGACAACAGCGGCACCCUGACCCAUGAUGAAGGCGUCAUCUUCUUCAGCAACUUCAUGGCUCUCUGGGAGCCCUUUGGUGAGUUGAUGUCGGAGCUGAACUGUGCGCAAGUGGCCAUGAUGGACCGACUGGAUUCAGAAGCGGAGGAUGAGAACCUAGACAAUACCAAGGGUUUGGCCAUGGAGAAGGUGAAAUUGGUGACUCCCGACAAGCUGCAUGCGGCCUUCAAGAACAAAUAUGCCGUCUUGCGAGCAGAGCAUGUGAAACAUCGAAGUCAGCACCAGAAGGAUGCCUGGGAGUUGCUGGCCGGCAAGGAUGGCAUGACUGAAGCUUCCGUGGUCGAAGCCCUGCUGCAUGGCCACGAGAUGAACUCGCAGUUCCUGGGAGCUAUGGGCCUGAGAGUUGAAGAUGUGAUGAAGGCAGCUGAACUCACCUGCAAAUCGAUGCAAGCAGAUCUGGAGAAUGUCGAAGAGAUCGGUCGCUUGCAGGACGCCAUGGGUGAGAUGGACCAAGCGGUGAGAGAGAUGAGUUCGCUGCGCCUCGAGCCAAUACCCAUCCAGGGAGGAGACUUCGGGGACUGCCAGCUACAGUGACUGCAGCGGCGUCUUCAGGGUGUUUCACCAGGCCCUUUCUGAGGGUGUAGUUGACAUCUGACGCUAAAUUUGUAGCGCGAAGCAUGGCAAAGCCAGCAAAAGAAGAAAAGUAACACAUGAAGGCC